CGGCAAGAAAAGAUAUCCGCCAAUAGCAAUUCGAGGCCAGCCCCCCUUUUUUCCUCCUGCUGCUAUCGGUACGACGUGAACAAUUUGUAUCCCGCAGCAGAGGUUCUUUUUAUUAUAAAAUAGAGUUAAAAUAAUGGCAGCCCAAUGGAUACGCAGAGCCAUAUCUCCAAAGAUUGGCAGGGGAAGGUUCUAUAGCAGUGAUGUCAAAAAGUGCACCCUGAUUCCUGGCGAUGGUAUCGGCCCCGAGAUUUCAGCUGCUGUUCAGAAGAUUUUCGACGCUGCUAAGGUCCCGAUAGAAUGGGAGUCUGUAGAUGUGACACCAGUCAGAGGCCCCGAUGGUAUGUUUGGCAUCCCACAAGCAGCCAUCGACUCGAUAAAUAGAAAUCAAAUUGGAUUGAAAGGACCUCUUAUGACUCCUGUCGGAAAGGGUCAUCGUUCACUAAAUCUUGCGCUCAGGAAAGAGUUCAACCUCUAUGCAAAUGUGCGUCCCUGCCGCUCUCUAGAAGGUUACAAGACCCUUUAUGAUGACGUGAAUGUAGUUACAAUCAGAGAAAACACAGAAGGCGAGUACUCUGGUAUUGAGCAUGAAAUCGUUGAUGGGGUUGUCCAAUCCAUCAAGCUCAUCACAGAAGAAGCAUCUCGCAGAGUUGCAGAGUUUGCCUUCCAGUAUGCCAAAGACAAUAAUAGGAAAAAGGUGACAGCAGUCCAUAAAGCAAAUAUUAUGCGUAUGUCAGACGGUCUGUUUUUGAAGUGCUGUCGAGAAGCUGCCCGUAAAUUUCCAUCAGUGAAAUUUGAAGAGAGAUAUUUGGAUACCGUGUGCCUGACCAUGGUUCAAGAUCCAGGGCAAUACGACGUUCUCGUCAUGCCGAACUUGUACGGUGACAUUCUUUCUGACAUGUGUGCUGGUCUUGUUGGUGGAUUAGGACUCACACCUAGUGGUAACAUUGGCCUUAACGGAGCCCUUUUUGAAUCCGUACAUGGAACAGCACCGGAUAUAGCUGGACAGGACAAAGCUAAUCCUACGGCGCUUUUAUUGUCUGCAGUUAUGAUGUUGAAAUACAUGGGUCUCAACGAUCACGCGAGAAUCAUCGAAUUCGCAGCAUACGACACCAUAAAAGAUGCUAAAUUCUUAACCGGUGAUCUUGGCGGUAACGCGAAGUGCAGCGAGUACACAGACGAAAUUUGCAAAAAAAUAUUAGCCUCAAAGUAAGCUAGAGAUUAUAUGAAUCUGAAGCGUACUACUGAAUACUCGUAGAAUUCGUAAAGACGAUAACGAUGGUGGUUUAAAUCGCCGCAAUUCGUUUUUAUUUCGUAAUUUUAUUUUUAGACUUUACUUCGCCAAAAAAAAAAGAGAUCAAGGGUCAUUUGAUCACGAGUAACAAAUUUUGUACGACAGCUGUACAAUUAAAAACUUAUCAGUCUUUAACUGCGCGUGUUGAAUGCCUGAGAUAGAACAUUUGUAUUCCUAGUGAACCAACUAUACAUAUAUUGUUAUGCUAAUUGUACAGAAAAACCUGAAACUAACUGUCGUUAAUGUUAUAUGAAAAGCCGACAGGUAACUAAAUCCAAGACGCAUUUAAUAUUGUUUUACCAAGAACGGUAUUAGCGUUCGCUCGAAAUAAUAAAUCAUCAUUGAUAAUAAGUAAUGAUGAAUUUAAAACGGAUCAGAGUUUUUCUUACAUCAACUACGUUUUAGCAAAUAAAUCAUUAUUCAUAGUCGAAGGCGUUUCAAGUCUUAGUGAUUCCUGUAUAAAGUAGCGAGACGUGUAAUUUAAGAAUGUCAUUUACAAUAAAUGAAUAGAUAAAUAAAUAACGUGUAAAAAAAUAAUUAUCGUUGUAUGGCAGGCGAGACCUAAUCAGCUAUUAUAUUGUGCAGUAUUAAAAUAAACGUUCUGCAGACCGCA
Athalia rosae (coleseed sawfly) is the source of this 1904-nucleotide messenger RNA. It is a transcript of the gene Idh3a, whose product is annotated as probable isocitrate dehydrogenase [NAD] subunit alpha, mitochondrial. The transcript has 6 exons. Gene Ontology annotation, biological process: tricarboxylic acid cycle; isocitrate metabolic process. NCBI's taxonomy places the organism in Eukaryota, Metazoa, Arthropoda, Insecta, Hymenoptera, Athaliidae. Gene Ontology annotation, molecular function: magnesium ion binding; isocitrate dehydrogenase (NAD+) activity; NAD binding. Bases 134 to 1210 code for a protein of 358 amino acids. The record is from RefSeq and is a predicted model, not a curated record. Gene Ontology annotation, cellular component: mitochondrion.